This is a messenger RNA of Encephalitozoon intestinalis ATCC 50506, 819 nucleotides long. RefSeq lists its product as uncharacterized. The coding region runs from base 1 to 819 and encodes 272 amino acids. The transcript has a single exon. The record is from RefSeq and is a predicted model, not a curated record. NCBI's taxonomy places the organism in Eukaryota, Fungi, Microsporidia, Unikaryonidae.
AUGCUUGAGGAUUUGGAUGGGUUUAUUUUCAGGCGAAAUGGCAGGCAGGGAACUAAGGGACGAAGGCUCUUCUCUGAAGGAAAGGGGGAGUUGGAAGUGGCUCGGGGAAACACCGAUGGGAUCUUCAGUUUUAAAUUUGUCCGGGAAAAGAAGAGAAAGGUAGACUUGGAGGUAGAGAGCUUAGGGAAGAAGUCCAAGGGAAAAGAUGUGGUAUGGACAGAAGAAAAGGGCAAAGAAGGGAUGGAGGUAUGCGAGGAAGGAGAUAUAUGCAGCAGCAUAGUAAUUAGGGAAGUGCCAAAGAAGAGAAUGAGUGUUUCCUCUUUGCAUGAAAAACUUGAAGAAGGAGGGACACUAGGGGGCUUAGUUAGAUUAUGUGUUGAAUAUGUGCUUGAGAAGAAGAAAACAGGGUAUGGAAUGGAUUUGGGGAGGAAGCUCCAUCAGAACGAAGACUUGAUUAAGAAGAGGGAUGUUGAAAAGGAAGUCGAAGAGGCAGAGAAAAAGAUUGAAUGGGCUUCCUGCGAAGAGGAGAAAUGGAACAGCUUGAGAAAUGAGGUGGAGAACUCUAAUUUAAUCGAGAUUCGGGAGCCCAAAAAAAGAGUUCGGGAUUUUGGAUAUGAAGAGAAGAUGGAAGGGGUGCGGCGAGAGUUUUCAGCAAAGAUAGAAAGGCUUGAGUUUCUAAAGGAGUCUGCUUUGGCCUGUGUUUCCCGGAUAAGAGAGCAAAGCGAGGAUCUUCUUGGACGGAUCUUAAGAAUCAUGUGUAAAGAAAAAGAAGUGGAUACGCUUUUCCUGCUCAAGACCUUAUCUAGAACAAGCAAGUAA